Molecule: messenger RNA, 2357 nt
Organism: Chinchilla lanigera (long-tailed chinchilla)
Lineage: Eukaryota; Metazoa; Chordata; Mammalia; Rodentia; Chinchillidae
Gene: Pyroxd2
Product: pyridine nucleotide-disulphide oxidoreductase domain 2
Exons: 16
Coding region: 190-1896 (568 amino acids)
Molecular function (GO): oxidoreductase activity
Source: RefSeq, a predicted model, not a curated record
UCCAGUGGGUCCUCUGAGUGGACCUUGUUCUGCCUCCGGAGGCACCCUCCUCCCUCGACCCCUGCAUCCUGUGUAGCCCAAGGCCGAGCCCUCACGCAGGCCUGCAGCCCCUCCCACUUCCCCUCCCUGCCCCUCCCGCUGCCUGGCUGGUGCACAGAGCUGACUGCCAGCACUUUCCUAGAGGCAGAAAUGGCUGCUAGCUGCCGAGCGCUCAGUAGGGUUGUGGGGGUCUCUCCCGGCCCUGCUGGGAGACGAGCUCACUCGGAAGCUGGGGGACACGUGAAGGCUGAGUACGAUGCGGUGGUGAUAGGAGCAGGACACAACGGGCUGGUGGCUGCGGCGUACCUGCAGAGGCUGGGGGUGAACACGGUGGUCUUUGAGAGGCGUCAUGUGAUCGGGGGUGCUGCUGUCACUGAAGAAAUCAUCCCAGGGUUUAAGUUCUCCCGAGCAUCCUACCUCCUCAGCCUGCUGAGGCCGCAGAUUUACACGGAGCUGGAGCUAAAGAAACAUGGGCUGAGGCUUCAUCUUCGAAAUCCCCAUUCCUUCACCCCCAUGCUGGAAGAGGGUACUGGGAGCAAAGUGCCCAGAUCCCUUCUGCUGGGCAAAGACAUGGCAGAAAACCAGAAACAGAUCGCCCAGUUCUCACAGAAAGAUGCCCAGGCCUUUCCCAGAUACGAGGAGUUCAUGAGCCGCUUGGUACUGGCCAUUGACCCUCUGCUGGACGCAGCCCCUGUGGACAUGGCGGCCUUCCAGCAUGACUCCCUGCUGCAGAGACUGAAGGCACUGUCCACCCUCAAGCCUCUGCUAAAGGCAGGCCGCAUCCUUGGGGCCCAGCUUCCCCAGUACUACCAGGUCCUCACAGCUCCCAUUACCAAGGUGCUGGACCAGUGGUUCGAGUCUGAGCCUCUGAAAGCCACUCUGGCAACAGAUGCUGUGAUUGGAGCCAUGACAAGUCCCCACACUCCGGGGAGUGGAUAUGUGCUGCUGCAUCAUGUGAUGGGGGGCCUGGAGGGAAGGCAGGGCGCCUGGGCCUAUGUCCAGGGUGGCAUGGGUGCCCUCUCUGAUGCCAUUGCAAGUUCAGCCACUGUACAUGGAGCAAGUAUUUUCACUGAAAAGACAGUGGCCAAGGUGCAAGUGAACCGCGAAGGCCGCGUGCAAGGAGUCGUACUGCAGGACGGCCUGGAGGUGAGGAGCAAAGUGGUGUUGUCCAGUGCGCCGCCUCAGGUCACCUUCCUGAAGUUGACACCACAGGAGUGGCUUCCAGAGGCAUUCAUAGAGAGAAUCGCCCAGCUGGAUACUCAGUCUCCUGUUACCAAGAUCAAUGUGGCUGUGGACAAGCUGCCCAACUUCCUGGCAGCCCCAAAUUCUCCCCGAGGCCAGCCACUUCCUCAUCACCAGUGCUCCAUCCACUUGAACUGUGAAAACACCCUCCUCCUCCAUCAGGCCUUUGAAGAUGCCAAGGGUGGCCUGCCUUCCCACAGGCCUAUGAUUGAGCUCUGUAUCCCGUCCUCGCUGGACCCCACACUGGCUCCUCCCGGCUGCCACGUAAUCUCCCUCUUCACCCAGUACACGCCCUACACGCUGGCGGGAGGCAAGAUCUGGGACGAGCAGGAGAGAAACGCUUACGCAGACAACGUAUUUGACUGCAUCGAGGCCUACGCCCCUGGCUUCAAGGGCUCUGUGGUGGGCAGAGACAUCCUCACCCCCCCAGAUUUGGAGAGAGUCUUUGGGCUUCCUGGAGGGAACAUAUUCCACUGUGCAAUGUGCCUGGACCAGCUCUACUUCGCCCGCCCGGCGCCACUGCACUCUGGGUACCGCUCCCCUCUCUGGGGCCUGUACCUGUGCGGCAGUGGGGCCCAUCCCGGAACUCACAGUCAUCCACGGAGCAUGACCUGAACAUCUCAAGCCAUCAAAACCUCUGGUCUUCCAAACAGCGAUCGAGGGUAGCCACCCGCUGGCUUCAGCUAAGGCUGUGCAGGAACCCAGCAUUGACGCCUCCAGGGCAUUCAACCUCCUACUUCCUAUGAGGUAAACAUGCUGCAUUGCUGAAUCCUUUGGUAUAAACCUAUGGCAUUCCCAAGUGAGUCGGGUUGCCAUUCUUGGUCAGAAAAGUGCACAAAGGAUGUUCCCUUUGUAAUGCAGCUCUCCUGGCCUUUCCAACUUCAGCAGCCAAGGCUGCCAUCCAGAGCAUUCCCAUCUGUAGCCGAGGUGGAAGCUUUCCAGGAAAGCGUCCUUUUCCCCAGCAAAUUCACACAGGUGAAGAGACAUCUACCUUCUUACUUAAUGUUGAUAAGCCUGGGUUUCUCACGGCGGAAGACUGGUUUUAAAAAUCAAAUAAAACAAUAGAUCAUAUUUUA